CAUCCUCCUCCCGCUUCCCAGAAAUAUUCGAAAUAUAAACCCUUGAAUAACUGAAGCCCAUUGUUCGUCUCUCCCAAUCCGCAGACUCCCAAGCCCUUUCUCUCUCUCUCUCGAUCGAGAUCGCGACGCGCCUCGCCGACCGGAACCCUAGGUCGUCUCUCGCCUUUGAUUUGUAGCCGGAGAGGAACCGCAGCGUCGACGCUCUGUCGCCGCCCGAGUUUGAGCAAUGGCGAUGGAGAUCACUCAGGUCCUAUUAUCUGCCCAAUCUCCUGAUGGAAAGAUUCGAAGUGCUGCAGAGGAGGCACUUAAGCAACUACAGGAACAAAAUCUUCCCUUAUUCCUACUCUCCUUGUCUGCUGAGUUAUCAAAUGACCAAAAGCCCCCUGAAUCUCGAAGGCUUGCUGGUAUUGUCCUCAAGAAUUCCUUGGAUGCCAAGGAGUCUGCUAGGAAGGAAGAGCUGACCCAACGAUGGGUCCAUAUUGAUCCUUCAGUAAAAGCCCAGAUCAAAGAAUCACUUUUGAAAACCCUUGGAUCAUCUGUGGGUGAGGCAAGGCAUACCUCAUCACAAGUCAUAGCAAAGAUAGCAUCAAUUGAGAUCCCCCGGCGGGAAUGGCUGGAAGUGAUUUCACUGUUGCUGUCCAACAUGUCUCAACAAGGGCCUCCUGCCUUGCAGCAAGCAACUCUAGAGACACUUGGGUAUGUCUGUGAGGAAAUAUCUCCUCAGGACUUGGAACAGGACCAGGUCAAUGCUAUUCUCACUGCUGUGGCACAUGGUAUGACCCAGGCAAAUCAGAACUCAGAAGUUCGCCUUGCUGCUGUUAGAGCUCUGUACAAUGCUCUUGAUUUUGCACAGACUAAUUUCGAGAAUGAAAUGGAGAGGACUUUUAUCAUGAAGGUUGUCUGUGAGACUGCUGUGUCAAAUGAGCUGGAGAUCAGGAAGGCAGCUUUUGAAUGCCUGGUUUCGAUUUCUUCAAUGUACUAUGAAAUCUUGGAGCCUUACAUGGAAGCUCUUUUCACCUUGACAGCAAAUGCUGUGAAGGGAGAUGAGGAACCUGUUGCGCUUCAAGCUAUUGAGUUCUGGAGCUCAAUUUGUGAUGAAGAAAUUCAAAUCCAAGAAGAGUAUGAAGAAGCUGGGACUGCAAGUUCAGGAUCUCCACACUCUCAUUUUGUAGAAAAGGCGCUUCUUAUGUUAGUUCCUAUGUUGCUUGAGACCUUGUUGAAGCAAGAGGAGGAUCAGGAUCAAGAUGAUGAAACGUGGAAUUUGUCCAUGGCUGGCGGGACUUGCCUUGGUCUUGUUGCAAAGACCGUUGGAGAUGCAAUUGUGCCCCUUGUGAUGCCUUUUGUGCAGGAAAACAUCAUGAAGGAAGACUGGCAUUGCCGUGAGGCUGCAACUUUUGCAUUUGGCUCUAUUCUAGAAGGACCUUCUGUUGAAAAGCUUGCACCAUUGGUCCAAGGUGGUUUAGAGUUCUUAUUGAAUGCGAUGAAAGAUCAGAAUAGCCAUGUGAAGGAUACUACAGCCUGGACUUUAGGUAGGAUAUUUGAGGUUCUGCAUUCUCCGGCAACUGCACAAUCAGUGAUUACUGCUACUACUCUCCCUCGCAUCAUGUCUGUUCUGCUGGAAAGUAUCAAAGAUGCUCCUAAUGUUGCUAUGAAAGUCUGUGGUGCCAUUUAUUUUCUUGCUCACGGUUAUGAAGAUGCUGAACCAGACUCAUCCAUUCUUACUCCUUACCUCGGUGAAGUUAUCAAAGCACUUCUACUAUCAGCUGAUCGGUCAGAUACCGGCAAUUCUAGGCUUAGGGCUUCAGCCUAUGAGACCCUGAAUGAGAUUGUUAGAUGCAGCAGGUUACCUGAGACUUCAAAUAUCUUGUGUCAGCUGCUACAAGAGAUCAUGAAAAGAUUAGGACAAACUAUGGAACUUCAAGUCUUUUCAUCGGAUGAUAGGGAGAAACAAGGAGAGCUGCAAGCCCUGCUUUGUGGUGUUCUUCAAGUAUUAGUUCAGAAGCUGAGUUCAUGUGAUGAGACGAGAUUCAUAAUUCAACAAGCUGCUGAUGGGAUGAUGGUCUUAUUUCUUAAAGUUUUUGCUUGUCGCAGUUCUACAGUUCAUGAAGAAGCAAUGCUUGCCAUUGGAGCUCUUGCUUAUGCUACAGGUCCCGAGUUUGCCAAGUACAUGCCAGAAUUCUACAAGUAUUUAGACAUGGGAUUGCAGAACUUUGAGGAGUACCAGGUCUGCUCUAUCUCUGUUGGCGUGGUUGGAGACAUCUGCCGUGCCUUGGAUGAUAAAAUCCUUCCUUUCUGUGAUGCUAUCAUGACUCAUCUUCUCAAGGACCUCUCGAAUUCAAUGCUUCAUCGGUCUGUCAAACCUCCUAUUUUCUCAUGCUUCGGAGACAUUGCCCUUGCCAUUGGAGAGCAUUUUGAGAAGUAUCUAUCUUAUGCUAUGCCAAUGCUGCAAGGUGCCUCAGAGCUCUGCUCUCGAUUGGAGACUGCUGAUGAAGAUAUGAUAGAGUAUGGAAAUCAACUGAGACAUGGCAUAUUCGAGGCCUACUCAGGUAUACUUCAAGGGUUCAAAAGUUCAAAGGCAGAACUCAUGAUGCCCACUGGAGGUCAUCUUCUGCAGUUCAUAGAGGCUGUUUUCAGGGACAAGAACAGGGACGAAGGAGUCACAAAAGCUGCAGUUGCUGUGAUGGGGGACCUUGCAGACACACUUGGUCCAAACACCAAGCUUUUGUUCAAGGACUGCACUUUCCACAUUGAUUUCUUGGGGGAGUGUUUCCAAUCAGAUAAUGACCAGUUGAAGGAAACUGCAACUUGGACACAGGGAAUGCUUGGACGGGUGGUUUCAUGAACAAUUGAAUGAAUGAAUGCGCAUUUUCUUCACCAUAUGGAUUUGUUUGCAGUAAUUUGUGGCAAUGUUUACCCUGUUCUUAUAGGUCUUUUGUUGUGUAUUAUAGGGAUAUGAAGCAUCUUUGAUAUCCCUCUUAUGUUGUCCUGUCUUUUUAGGAAAACAGUUAACCAAUUUGUGUCUUGAACUCUACUAGCUAAUGAAUCCACUAAGUUUGUGGUUCUUUUGGUUC
Molecule: messenger RNA, 3071 nt
Organism: Dioscorea cayenensis subsp. rotundata (Guinea yam)
Lineage: Eukaryota; Viridiplantae; Streptophyta; Magnoliopsida; Dioscoreales; Dioscoreaceae
Product: importin subunit beta-1-like
Biological process (GO): protein import into nucleus
Cellular component (GO): cytoplasm; nucleus
Molecular function (GO): small GTPase binding; nuclear import signal receptor activity
Source: RefSeq, a predicted model, not a curated record